AUGAAGCGAUCGAAGAGACCUUCAACUAGUUCUUAUGCGACAAAAACAAAGACAAGAAAGACGACUACUUCUAGUGCUCGGCAUGAUCAUCCGGAAACCGAACGGGAGGAAAUCGAGUUGGCGUCGGAGGACAGUGGACAUUUGGGGCUUACAACAAUGGCUGACCCACCGAUUGCUGUACCGCCAAGUUUGUUGCAAGUGGCAACGAUUCCGGCUGUUAGCACCCAAUGCACAUCAUCAGCCACAGAGCAUCCCAGACCACUUCUGGGAGUCGAUCUACAAUCUGAAGUUGACAGACUGCUGAGAGCCUCGUUAUCAACAAAUACUCAUAAAGCCCAUGACACAGGGUUAGCUUCAUUUACUCGAUUUUUGGGGAGGUAUCAGUUGAGGGAGGUCUGGCCCCCUCCAGUUGAUAACAUUGUUAAUUUUAUUGCAUUAUUGUCCAUCUCAGGUUUGUCAGAUGCUACGGCCAGAGCAUAUACAGAAGCCAUAAGCUUUAAGUGUAAAAUGUUAGGCCUUCAAGAUCCAACAAAAAACUUUAUCGUCGUUAAGGUAUUGGAAGGUAUGAAGAGGGUAAAACACAGACCAGACACCAGAUUGCCAAUCACAUCAAAUUUGUUAGCUCAACUUAUUACAGCAUUGCCGCACAUAUGUAGCAACUCUUAUGAAGAAAAACUGUUCACAUCAGCAUAUACUUUAGCAUUUUUCGGUUUUCUAAGAGUUGGGGAACUGGCUGUAUCGACUGGAAAGGCCCAUAACAAGGUUAUUGCCAGCAGUGACAUUACAGUUGAUUGA
This is a messenger RNA of Gigantopelta aegis, 795 nucleotides long. RefSeq lists its product as uncharacterized. Lineage: Eukaryota; Metazoa; Mollusca; Gastropoda; Neomphalida; Peltospiridae. The record is from RefSeq and is a predicted model, not a curated record.